This is a messenger RNA of Cercopithifilaria johnstoni, 540 nucleotides long. The record is from the annotation of a GenBank genome assembly. NCBI's taxonomy places the organism in Eukaryota, Metazoa, Nematoda, Chromadorea, Rhabditida, Onchocercidae.
AUGGGGCUAUGCUUCAUUGGAAAAAAAAAACGUUUCGACGCCUUUAUUAGUCAAUAUAUCGAACCUGUAAUUGGUCCAGCGAAGGACAUCGAUACUGGCAAAGUUGUUUUUGAACACAAAGGUGUACAUCACUAUACAAUUGGUAAACGAGUUACAAUGGUACCUGACCAUUGUCAGAGUGCUGUCGGUUUAUUUGUUGCUGGCCUUGACGAUAAAACUCAAACUCUCUGGGUGUGUCAAGGAUCUCAUCAUCCAGCACUAUUUGCUCGCGAAUUUGUUGUUGAAGAACCCCUUUGGAUAUCUGAAUGUCCUAUAAGUGAUGCAGGCACUGCAAGAGCGGAAUUUCGUUGCCAAAGAACACACCCAGCACUUCUUUGUGAACUUAAUCGACUGGAAAAGGGACUUCUGAAAGUUAAACCAUAUAAUCCAAUUCGAGCUGCUGCACCGGGCCAGAUUUGUGCUUUUUAUAACGAUAGCGAAUGUCUCGGUGGCGGUGAAAUACAAUGUGUUGUAACAACGUUAGCUGAUGUAAAAACCUGA